AUGGGUCGACAUGGUUUACACGCUGUUCAUUCUGACGCUUGGGAGAAACACCAUGAACUGCCUGUGCAUGGUAUUCGUUCAAAUCACCAAAUGUCCCGUUUGAUCACAAAAUUACGUACAUUACAAUCACCGAAUGAACGUCUUCAGCAAUUAGUUUAUGAAAUGAAAAUUUCAGUUCAGCUGUUUAGUGGUGAACAACUUCUUCAACUGGCACCUUAUUUUCGUGAAAUAGAAUUAAUUCUUGCUCUUCACUUAUUUGACCAUCAUUUAUUCGGAUUAAAAUGUGAACAAGCUCAACGUCUGUUACAAAUGAUUGUCAAUUAUGAACAACGUUUAGAAGCACUAGAAGUGAUUCAAGAAUAUAUAAUCGAUCCGAUAAAUCGUUCAAGAUUACAACAACUAUUUCCGUCAUAUUUACUCCCUCAAGUUAAUGAAUGUUUGACCAAUAUACGUGGUCAAUCACAUGUUUAUGGUUCCAUCCGUAGUCAACGUGUGAUUUUCCUUAUAGAUACAAGUGGAAGUAUGAGUACAGAGUUUUAUACCAAUUGUGGUGAAAUGUUUAAUCGAUUAGAAUUUAUUGUUCAUGAUAUGCACAAAAUUCUACAUCAUCGUGCAUCAUUAAAUAUGAAAUUUAAUUUAAUUUGUUUUGGUACACAUGUCCAUAAAUGGAAGACUCAUUUAACAUCGGCCAAUAUUCAUCAUUUGAAACAAGCUGAACAUUUUUUAGAUCAUUUAGAAGCACACGGACAAACCAAUACACACGAUGCACUACGUCAAGCAAUAUUGGAUGACAGAGAAGUGGAUACAAUAUAUUUAUUAUCCGACGGUGAGCCCACAACAGACAUGCGAACAAUUUUAUUGGAUUUACGACAAUGGUUAGAGCAACAUCCUGUGACAAUACAUACCGUUGCAUUUCUGAUGGGACAUGAUCGUGAUGAUCCCAAACCACGACAAUUCAUGGCUGAUAUUGCUUCAAUUAGCGGUGGUGUUUUUCGAUGUCUAGACCCUUAUACACUUUCGAAUCAGGAAUUCAACAGCACUCGAGAGACAUACGAUGAGAAUCCAAAUUUUCAAGAUGAUGGAUUUGUUCGAUUUUUUCGUCAAAAAUUAAAAGAUGUUCCAUCAAAUUUACUAGAAAAUAUUGAUCUUAAUCAAAUAGAUUUACUUAUAGAUCUUCCUCAUCCAACUCCACCUGAUUUCAGUACACAGCUAAAAUCUCGAUCUCGACCUGCAACGGAAAUCUCCAUUCUUUCAUUUCAUAUCGAUUCCCAUAACCAUUAUACAUUUGACAUUCAUUUACACCUUCAACAAAUUAUCAACUGUCAAUGGACAGUCAGUCGUACGUAUAAAGAAUUUAAAUAUUUACAUCAGCAGUUAGAACGACGAAUAGGUUCGAUUAAUUUACCCCAGUUACCACAUGAUAGUCAUCUUCAUCUCGGAAAACAAUGUGGACAAUUCAUGGAAGAACGCCGAAAAGAAUUGGAUACGUAUAUUAAACAAUUAUAUGUUUAUGUAUCACCGCAUGAUUAUCCCGAGUUUGAUCUUUUUCUUUUAAUGGAAUUACAUACGAAUCAGAUUAUCCAACAGAAACAAAUUGAAUGGAUGACACAACACCAAAAUACUCUACCAUUAGCACCAUAUGAGUCAAUACCGCCGCCUUAUGAAACAUUAUAUUAG
This is a messenger RNA of Didymodactylos carnosus, 1677 nucleotides long. Lineage: Eukaryota; Metazoa; Rotifera; Eurotatoria; Philodinida; Philodinidae. The record is from the annotation of a GenBank genome assembly.